Messenger RNA from Pocillopora verrucosa, 754 nucleotides. NCBI's taxonomy places the organism in Eukaryota, Metazoa, Cnidaria, Anthozoa, Scleractinia, Pocilloporidae. The record is from RefSeq and is a predicted model, not a curated record.
AUGGCGUUAGGAUGCUACCAUUUCCUUUUUAGUCUUCCCACUCAAAACCUAGAAUGGAUACUUCUUGUUAAAAAAUCUGUGAUAAUGAUUUUUCAGGCAACACUUGGGGGAAAGAUGAAAGGAAGAAGCGUUCAGUAUCAUUCGAAUAUAUCGAAAGACGAAGGAAGGGUAUUUUAUGAAAAGUUUAUCACCCUUUGUGAGGAAACAGUCCAAGCUAACUCGACAAAUCUACCGGACUCCCCUCCGAAAAAAGUGAAGCACGGCACGUAUGGAAACAGACAAGUGCUGAGUGUGGAAACAAACGGGCCAUUUACACACGUGUUUGACUUUUAGGACAUCUUUUACGACAGUGUAGUUACGACCUCAACAUUUUGCGAGACUGGGUGUUUACGUUGAAGAGGAGCAAUUGAUGAACUGAUUGUCUCUCUCUGUUUUCUUUUACGACACGAUCGUGGUCAUAAGCUUGCGAAAAAUGCGGAACGACAAGAGAGGAUCCCCUAUUUAAGACCAAGAAGGGAAAUUGAAUUAUGAAUUCCCAACUGCGAGUCAAAGUAUGAAACUUGUAAAAUCUGAGUGUGUAUACAUUUUACAAAUUUAGCGAAUUAGUGUCAAACCCUGAGUGCACAGGUCUACCAAUCAAGCCACUACGUCCCCUUACGUUGCUAAGUGCAGUCAAAUAAGAAACUUAAAUCUUGAAUUCAAGUACACUGUUACUAUUUUUAUGUAUAAACUUAGUUCGCUAUAUUCAUUAUCC